AAACUUCAAGUUGUUAUCAUUUAACUAUUCAUCUAGGUUAUCACCUUUAAAUUACGUUAUUUUUAGAAACAGAACUUAAACAAUUAUAGUGAACAUUAAGAUGUUAUAAAACUAAAAUGGAUCGCUUUAUGUUGUGGUUUAUAUUCGGACUGUUCGCAACAAUCAGGACGACACAGUCUUCCACAGACUGUACCGAUUUAGACAAAGACUGUGCGGAGUAUGGUCAUGAUUACAUAUGUAAUGGCGACUACCUACCAUGGUCCAAAAUACACUGCCAAAAAUUUUGUGGUCUCUGUCCAGUCCACAAUUGUGUUGAUCUCGACCCCGAUUGCAAUGAAUAUGGAUAUGACUACAUUUGCCUUGGUGACUAUAUCCCAUGGUCUCAAAUCCACUGCCAGAGAUACUGCGGCCUAUGUGACGGCAUGCCAACUAAACCCCCAGUUACAACUACGCAGCCAACAACAACAACAACUACUGUCAAAGUUGUUGCCACUACUACACGUGCUACAGCGAAUGUGGUUUGUGUCGAUCUUGAUCCUGAUUGCAGUGAUUAUGGAAACGACUACAUUUGUACUGGAGAUUACAUACCGUGGUCUAUGAUACAUUGCAACAAAACUUGCAACUUCUGUCAUGAGGGAAUACCCAAAAUUGGUCCCCAAAUUCACUGCGCAAAAUAUUGUAAUUUAUGCCAAGUAACAACUUUACCCGCAACAACAAUAAAACUCACGACAAUUCCUUCAACAACCUUGCCAUCUACGUCAACUCCAACAUCCACAACGCCAACAACAACCGCGCCUACAACAACAACACCUACAAAAACCACGCCAACAACAACCAAGCCAACAACCACGCCAACUACAACGCCAACUACAACCACGCCUACUACAACAACACCUACAACAACCACGCCUACUACAACCAAGCCAACAACCACGCCUACUACAACGCCAACAACAACCACGCCUACUACAACACCUACAACAACCAAGCCUACUACAACUAAGCCAACAACCCCACCGGGCACGGUUUCUCCGAAGGAGGCAUGUGGUAAUGUGUUGACAGAUUGCGACAAAUACGCGCUCAACUUAUGUACUGACCUUGACCAAAGAGAAUGGAUGUGGGACAAUUGCAGAGGGCACUGCAAAAUGUGUCUACAAAAUAGGCCGUGUAAGGAUAUCACUAUCGGGUGCGCAGAUUUCAAAGACAUGAUUUGCAGCGAUCCAUCAAUGAGCUUAGAAUGCAAGGAUACAUGCGGGAUAUGUUAAAAUAAUAAAACCUUAUUUGUUA
Messenger RNA from Ruditapes philippinarum (Manila clam), 1287 nucleotides. RefSeq names its product salivary glue protein Sgs-3-like. The record is from RefSeq and is a predicted model, not a curated record. The coding region runs from base 117 to 1265 and encodes 382 amino acids. The transcript is spliced from 9 exons. Lineage: Eukaryota; Metazoa; Mollusca; Bivalvia; Venerida; Veneridae.